CUUUUUUUAGUUAUUUAGAGGAAAAUGUGGGGUUUUUGUGGGGGAAAUUGGGACCGAGUGGGGUGGGAUAGAGGAGUGGGUGGUGGAGUAGGGGGCUUUGAGGGGAAUUUUGGGGUUAAGGGACUUGGGGUAGUGGGAUUGGGCCUUGUGAGAGGGAUUGUGUGUGAAAGGGGUAGAGGGGAUAAUAAGUAUUACGGGAGGUGGGGAAUGGUGUUAUUUAAGCAUCUUUUCCUUUUAGGUGUGUAGUUUUCGACUUUUAUUAGCCAUUUAAGCAGUGAUAUAAUCUUGGAAUAAUUAUUUUAAGCCGGUGCUGUGAUGAAGAGAUUAAGUA
Molecule: messenger RNA, 331 nt
Organism: Moneuplotes crassus
Lineage: Eukaryota; Ciliophora; Spirotrichea; Euplotida; Euplotidae
Source: the annotation of a GenBank genome assembly